AUGGGUUCAGUGAUUUCUCCGCGAGAAAACGCUCACGAGUUGUUGGCCGAUCCAGUUCGCCGGAAGCUCUACGACAACUUCGGCAUCCAGGACUCUGCCUUUGCUCGAGAGGCCGAUGUGGACGAGGACUGCAUGGGCGCCAAUGACUUUGCAGACUUGGAGGAGAUGCUGAACCACUUGAACGAGAUGUUCCAAGGUGGACCAGGGCCCGGGCCUGUCCAGCCGGCAGAAGAGAGGGACCUCUGGGACGUUUGGGAGGGGCUCCUCGGCUUCACGCUGCUGAGCCUUGGCGCUGGGGCACUAGCAGGACUGGCCUGGUUCACUCGGAGACCGCCGCUGUCGCUGUGGCUGAACUGGUGCUGGUGGAGGUGUCGCUUCCUGCUCUUUGACUUCGGGUUUGGGUAG
Molecule: messenger RNA, 405 nt
Organism: Symbiodinium natans
Lineage: Eukaryota; Dinophyceae; Suessiales; Symbiodiniaceae
Source: the annotation of a GenBank genome assembly